Molecule: messenger RNA, 1518 nt
Organism: Penicillium crustosum
Lineage: Eukaryota; Fungi; Ascomycota; Eurotiomycetes; Eurotiales; Aspergillaceae
Product: cytochrome P450
Exons: 6
Coding region: 1-1518 (505 amino acids)
Molecular function (GO): monooxygenase activity; iron ion binding; heme binding
Source: RefSeq, a predicted model, not a curated record
AUGGCUACCGAGCGAUGGUUUUACCUUGACUCUACUUCUGGGGGUCUUGUCUUGGGAUUGAUUGUUGUAACCUUCCUGGUCCUUGAGAUAAGGGCAAGAAGGUUUAAUCCAUCCCGCUUGCCAGUAUUCAAUGACCGGAAAUGGUGGGAAAUUGGCUAUGGUAGAGCAACAAAACGGUAUAUCUCUGAUCCGGAGGGAUUAAUAAAGUCCGGGCUUGAGAAGGGCGGAGACGCAUUUUAUCUAUGCACCGAGGCCCAUUUUCGCUUGAUCCUCGGCCCAAAAUAUGCCGAUGUGAUCGGAGAGGAUAAUAGAUUUGAUUUGGGAAUGUUUAUAGGAGAGGUUAAUACUUCCACUUAUGGAGUACCGGGAUUUGAGCCAAUCUCGAACAUUUCCUUGCCGUCCAAAGUUCUACAGACCGCUGUAAAGACAAAACUGGCACGUCAGACUCCCAAACUCGUCGAUCCGCUUUCCAACGAAACGGCGCUGGCCCUGGAUCGUCACUGGACUGAACAAACCGAAUGGCACCAGGUCAACCUGAGAUACACAGCGAGUCAAAUUGUGGCACAAAUGGUAUGCCGAGUAUUUCUCGGUGAUGAAAAGCUGUGUAAGGAUCAACACUGGCUAAAUCUGAUGUUUGAAUUUCUUGAAAACACAUUUAUCGCCGCUCAUGAAUUACGCCGAUGGCCAAUUCCUAUGAGAUGUAUUGUUUCCCGGUUUAGUCCAAUCUGUCGGGCGGUUCGGACACAGCUUCAAGAGGUUGAGACAUACCUAAAGCCUCUGCUUCACAAAAAGAUUGGCCCUGAUUCAGAAACGAAUGCUCUUGAGUGGGUUAUCGAGGCGAGCAAAGGCUGCUCAUAUGACUUUACUACAUUGCAGCUCACACUUGCGCUCGCCUCACUAGAUACAUCCAGCGAUUUGAUUUCAAAGGCUAUCUGCGAUCUCUCGGAGAAUCCAGCUCUGGUGGAAGACAUUCGAAAGGAAAUCAUUGAGAUUGUCGGAAAAGAGGGGUUGACCAAGUCAUCUGUACAACGGCUAUACCUUUUGGACAGUGCACUGAAGGAAUCCCAGAGACUCCGACCACUCGGUUAUAGCAACAUGGAGCGACUCGCCAAAGAGACGGUUGUUUUACCUGAUGGGUUGAUUAUCCCGAAGGGAACUGCAAUCAUGGUAUCAGCAUGUCAUAUGAUGGACUCGUCAGUCUGGCCUAAUGGAGACAAAUACGACGGCUACCGAUUUGCAAAUUUGCGCAAGAACGCGAAGAAUUCGUUGACAAGCCCCUACCAGCUUGCCUCCACGAGCCCUGAUCAUAUGGGCUUUGGGCAUGGCAAACAGGCAUGUCCUGGAAGACACUACGCUACAAUCUUUCUCAAAGUAGCGCUAUGCCACAUUAUCCUGAAGUACGAUUUCAAUGUGGUCCUGCCGGAAGAAGGUCCCAUUGAGUUGCGUGGGCAUAAUAUUCUACCGCACUCAAAGAUCAAUAUUAACCUCAGACGGCGGAAAGAGGAAAUAUGUUUGUGA